UCGUAGUUCAUUCGUGUAGUAGACUUGGCACCGUGUGGAUGCAUCUCGUCCGUGUUGCUCCGUUGAGGUUUGUUUUUCGGGUCCGGUUUUCUCGCGGUCGAUUCCUGUAUUCGCCUAUUUACGUUCACUAACUUCUUUUAGCCGUCGUCAUCAAAAAUUCAGUGCCACACAGUGGUCCUAACCACCGUCCGCAUGCAGUGAGUGAGUGAUUGGGGGUCGUCUGUCGGAUUUGUUAUUUUUCAUUGGAUCUCAUCGUGUGUGAGAUUGUACACAGUGUGUGGUAUCAUCGUAUGCUGAGUUUUGGUGUGUUUACAGACGACGAAGGAAAAAAAGUGUUGAAUUCAUACUGUUUUUGAUAGAUUUGAACAAGGUGAGCUCGGAGAAGAACAAGAAGCAUCUGUUGCAGCCGGACGCAGGCUAGUGUGUAGUGGGCGGUGAAAGGAGAAGAACGAAAACAUCGAGCCAAAGAAGGCCACACCAACGACGAAAGGUCCCCUCCUUUCGCUGAAAUAACCAUAGUGGCCAACUCGCUCGUGGUCAGGCUGAACCCGUUCCCCCAGGGGGGCAGGCACCCCACCAGAGCUGGCUAAGCGGUGUGCGAAUAUCUCCGGCAGUGGUCACAAGUUGCCAUCACAACACUCCACUCCACGUCCCGUAUGCGUGGUGCCGCCAGCGAACUCAAAAAGGCAGAAACAACGAAAAAUGCAAUUUGUCGUUUGAUCGAUGUGAUAGGAAUAAGCGAUGACCAAAAGCGACACGAAUAUUAGCCGUUGAGUGUGGCCAAAACGGAAAAAAAUGCCCGUUUCUGUGUGAACGUCGUCGAAGUCGAAAAGUGAAAGACCGCGCGCGGCUCACGCUUUCACUGUCCAUUUCGGGUCGUCUGUUGGCUGGGGUGGGCUUGCCCGCAAUAUUCUGGCCGACCGUCGGAUUGUGGUGUUUAGUUUGUGCGCGGUGUGACAGGUUUGGUGCUUUCCGGCCGCCCCCAGUGAGAGGAAGAAUUGAAGUGAAGGGCGACGACGGGUAACGAGGAGAAUUUGAAAUCGCUUUGGGUGCGCGGUUUGGCGAUAACCUGAUUUUGUGGAGCAAUCGCAAUGCGUAUUAUGUAUUGGCAGUGACGUAAUAUCUUAUUUGAAAAGACACUGCAUUUUAAUCAGUAAAAGGAAGAAAAAGAAGAUUCGAUAUCGGAAGUGGUGGUAGAUCGGGUAUUGUCCGAGCUGAGUAGAAGUCACAAGGGAAGUGUGUUGAAUGUGAGUGUCGCAGGGAUUUGGAACGCCGUUCAAAAUGGGAUUUUCGUCGGCGCUACAAGGGCGCGCGGCGCACGAAGCGUUGCUCAAUCGGCAAGAAGCCGAACUGAAGCUGCUCGACACAAUGAAACGCUGCAUGAUUCAGAAGAGCAAGUGCGACAAAGAGUACGCUGCAUCGCUGGUUGCCGUGACACAGCACGGUCUCAAGAUCGACCGCAGCGAUGAUCUUCAAGGCAGUCACAUCACUCGCGCCUGGCGGACCUUCAUGGAAGAGCUGGAGCACACGGCCAAGCAAAUCAAAGCCAACGCCGAACAGUUGGAGUCGGUCUGCCUGGACAAGUUGGCCCACUUGUACCAGGACAAGCGGCGCGUGCGAAAGCAGUACCAGGAGGAGCACACCAAGAUUGCCACCAAGUUUAGCCAUAUGACAGAGGAUGUCGCCCGGAAGAAAGGCGAAUAUCAAAAGCACCUGGAGUACUACAAAAUGCUGCGGGGGCGAUUCGAGGAAAUCAGCAAAUCGGGUCGCUCCGGUCGAAAACUAGAUGACGUCAUCGACAAGUACCAGAAAGCUUGCCGAAAGCUGCACUUAGCGCAUAACGAGUACGUCCUACUGCUGAGCGAAGCGGCGGAAAUCGAGAAAGACAUCCGCACUAUCCUAAUGCCCGGCCUUCUGGAACACCAACAGUCCCAACAGGAGGCAUUCAUUCUGACGUGGCGAAAUCUCCUCCAAGAAAUGUCCAAACUAGGCGACGCCACUUCGGACAAAUUCAGCGAAAUCCAGCAGCGGAUAGAGACCAACAUCAACAGUAUCAGCCCGGCGGAGGAGUACCGGGAGUUCACCGAAAAGCACAAAACGACCCCAACCGCACCGGUAGUGUUCCAGUUCGACGAAUCGCUCAUCGAGGACAGCCUAGGGAAGUUGCAGGCCAACACCCUAACGGUGGACAACCUGACGGUGGAUUGGCUCAAGUCGCGUCAGACGGAGCUCGAGGGUUCCAUCAAAGAACUGCAGGAGUCGCAGAGUAAACUGUGCCAGGAACAGAACGGCGGUAGCGCGACGGUGAAUGGUGGCGGUGGCACCAAACCGUCGACGCCUAUACUGAACGGGUCGAACGGAACUAGCGUUAAGGAUAGUAGUAAUAAGAAUUCCAAGGAACUGAUAGCGCUCCGAUGCCAGGAACGGCAAAUGCAGAAGCAGGUAGAGAUGAUAAGGGCCGCUCUAAACGACGUGGGCUGUGAGGAGCUGCCAUCCGGGUGCGACGAUCUGUCCACAAUGGAGCAUCUGAUCGAGAACAAAAAAUCCGUUAGCCAAGAUCUGUCGGAGGACUCACAUAAUACAUCAACGACUCCGUUCUUCUCGACGAAGGGUGGAGCGGCCAGCGGGGUAAUGUCACUGCUCAGGGAUCAAUUCCGUCGCAAAUCAGCCGGCCCUAUUGCCGGUGCCACUUCGUUACUUACCAUUAAGGAUUCACCAGCAUCAACGCCCCGACCUGGUCAAAAAAUCAUGUCUACGCUGCUGCGAAAUGGCAACGGAAAUGCCAACACUAAUGGCAUUACGAAUGCUUCAUCAACGGUAAAUGAUUGUGAGACCCCGCUGAGUGAAGAGAAUGUGUACGUUGAGCCUGUUGAGUUGCCCAGAGUUGAUAGUACUAACCGCCCUGAUCCGGAAUAUCCGGAAAAUCGUGUGUCCACUAACACUUACGUUGAUAUGGAAGCUAACCUGCUGCAGGUCGACGCGGCCGAUACUAACGAAGUCCACGUGGAGCUUAGGUUUGAUGACAGCUUUACUAACCACCAUCAGCACAACAUGCUGAGCUGUGAUGACGGGGUUGCGAGCUACAAGCGACUAAAGGGUAGUGAGGAGAGUGAGGUCAUGUUGCUGAAUUCCUUGAACUCGCCAGAGAAUCAAUCCACCUCAGAUGAACUGUUUGUGAACGAAAUAAAUGAUUCUAAGAACAAUCUACUCCAAGAGGAUAAUUAUGAGGUGCCAAGAGGAAUGUUGGCUUCUUCUAUAGAUGCCCAUUUAGAUAGUAUAGAUGAAUUAAACUCGAAAUUGGACCAGAAACUAUUCUCGAAGGCUACGGAGCAGCACGAUUAUUGCAAUGUUUCAUCAAACGCUGAAGAACCACACCAGUUAACUGCUACAAAAAUCGAAAAAGGUCCAGAGAAAGCAAGCUUUCGCGACAAAAUAAAAAGGAAGAUUAAGAUCAAAAGCGCGUCCUCCGAUCAAGAUCGGGAUCAGAAGCUUGAUGAAACGGACGAACCGAGCAAUAGCUUUGCCGAUAGGCUGAGAAGCAAAGUGUCAAAUUUAAAGAAGAACGACAAUGAUCAAUUCAAGCUUAUGAAGAAUGAAAACGAAUUGGCGGAAACCUCGAAGGAAGGAGAGGACCGGAAGCAAAAGAAAAAGAAGAAGAAGCGCAGCAAAAAUCGCAAUCACACGUUCUCUGAGGAUGAACUACUUGGUGGCGACGAUGGAGAUGAAUCGAAACUGAACGAAUCGGACCAUCCUAACUCACCGGGUGAAGGUUGCGUAGGAGCUGAGGAAAAAUCGACCUCCUUUUCCAGUUCUGUUAUGUCCACUUUUAGGGAAAUAAUGCAUUCUACCAACAAGGUGAAAGAUUCAUCCCUAAAUAUGGCUCUACGCCAGCAUAACCCUAUAAGUGGUUCGGCCGGCAGGGAAGAAAAAAUGGAUCUAAUUAGCAACGGAAAGGAUACCACCAACAAUCGACUAACAGCGAUAAAGUUCAUUUUCUCCGAUAACCGCCAGCAAACCGAUUCAGCGGGUUCGACCCCAACCACCCCAGAACACCUCAUCGUCAGUUCACCAGACGAUGAUACGACCGAAUCCCAUUACUCCCUUCCCACAAACAACAGCGGCGGCAAUGGCAUAAGUAAGUGUACUGAGGCGACCACCACCGAUAGCAGUGCCAAAGGCGCGACGGAGCACAGCUCCAUUAGCACCGGUGGUGGUUCGUCGAAACUAUCAUCACUAUUGAAGCACAAUCUCAAAAACCGUUUCAAUAAACUACACCAGAAAAUGCCCAAAUUGCUGCAGCACAGCAGCAGUAACAGCCCGGUACCGAAGGCCCCAUGCCGAGCGUGUAGUCGUCGCUUCCGGCAGCUACAUCCCAGCAAAACCGUGCUCGAUUUCACCAAAGAAUUUCCCGACGGGGCUCGGUUUUGUCGUAAUCAUGGGGGAGACUACGACGGUUCCGAAGGGCAGGAUCAAGAGGACGACGGUGAGGACUGGGGGGUAUCCGAGAUGCUCAAUCUCGAUUACGAGGAUAUUGACGUUAUUACCUUUAAGACCCAUAACUAUGCUACUACAACUAAUACCACUACCACUGCUACUGAUGCUGUUGUUGUUGUUGCUGCUGCAGCUGCUGUUGCUACUACUACUGCCGCUACUACUAGGGAAGUUGUUGAAGAUAAUGGUGAUGAUGAUAAUAAUGGCGAUGGUAUGACGCUGUCCACGAAUCGACCGCUCUACGAAGAAGAAUGGUUCCACGGAGUGCUGCCCCGCGAGGAGGUGGUCCGAUUGCUGCGUAACGAAGGCGACUUCCUGGUGCGCGAAACGACCCGCAACGACGAAAGCCAAACCGUGCUCAGUGUCUGCUGGAACGGACACAAGCACUUCAUCGUUCAGACCACGGCCGAGGGUCAUUACCGUUUUGAAGGUCCUGCAUUUCCCAGUAUACAAGAACUGAUCCUGCACCAGUACCAAUCGGAGUUGCCAGUAACGGGACGAUCCGGGGCGGUUCUUCGCAAACCAGUAUUAAGGGAACGGUGGGAACUGAGCAAUGACGAUGUGAUACUUUUGGAUAAGAUCGGACGGGGUAACUUCGGCGACGUAUACAAAGCGAAACUGAAAUCGUCAAAGAAUACCUCGGUGGCGGUGAAAACGUGCCGGAUGACGCUACCUGAGGAGCAGAAGCGAAAAUUCCUCCAGGAGGGACGCAUCCUCAAGCAGUACGAUCAUCCAAACAUCGUGAAGCUGAUCGGUAUCUGCGUGCAGAAGCAACCGAUCAUGAUUGUGAUGGAGCUGGUUUCCGGUGGGUCGCUGUUGAUGUUCCUGAGGAAGAAUGCGACGACUUUGACGCAAAAGCAGCUGAUGGCGAUGUGCCGCGAUGCGGCGGCAGGGAUGCGCUAUCUGGAAUCGAAGAACUGCAUUCAUCGGGAUCUCGCUGCUAGAAAUUGCCUAAUCGGCAAUGAGAACAUUGUCAAAAUCUCAGACUUCGGAAUGUCUCGCGAGGAAGAAGAAUAUAUUGUGUCGGGAGGAAUGAAACAAAUUCCCAUCAAGUGGACCGCCCCGGAAGCUCUCAACUUCGGCAAGUACACUUCUCUGUGCGACGUAUGGUCGUACGGCAUCCUGGUGUGGGAGAUCUUCAGCCGUGGUGAUACGCCCUAUUCCGGGCACAGCAAUUCCCGUGCUCGCGAGCGCAUCGACGAGGGCUACCGAAUGCCCGCUCCGGAAAACACCCCGCCAGAGAUGUACCGAUUGAUGCUGAAGUGCUGGUCCUACGAACCGGAAAAUCGGCCACACUUUGACGAGAUCUAUACCGUGGUGGACGCCUUGAUGAUGUGCGCCAAGGACUAGCGAAGGACCAAGGCGACCGCGGCUCCGCUGCGGUCCAAACAACGAUGUCUUUCUUGCAGCAGUAGAAGACCAAAGCCAACUGCGGCGUUCUUCGCGAAACGGCAACCGCGUAGAAGGGCGUACCUUUGCUCAUCGGUAGCCAUGGCGGUGGCCGCCAAAGCUUAAUGGUUCUCGUUGUUUUAAUUUAUUUCUGUAUGAUGCACUUAAGUGGUUGAUCCCCAUUGCAGCGAAAAUUUUCAUUUUAUCUAGGUUGUCGAACCCGGUUCAUCGUUUUAGAAAAUAAUCAUGCCGCCAACAUGGCACUUCUCGUCCUUGGGUAAUAAUUAUUUCUAAACGAUAAGACCGGAAUCAAAAUUUUUGGAAGAUUCAUUAAGUACGCCACGCGAGCUGUCUUCGACCCCGCAUGUCCCUUUUAUGCACACACAGAAAGCGUAAUGUACUGCAUGAACGCUUCCUUAGAGAUUUUUAUCAUCGGGAACAGAACUAUUCUGAGCCUUUGAUACUGGAAAAAUGCAAGGAUCAUAUUACGCAAGUGUUAGAAAGUAUCUCUUGAGUUGCCUGCUUUUAUAUUCCGUUAAACAACGAACAAGUGCACAAAAUAAUGUUUUUUAUGGAAAUGUCGAUAUAGUUGAGAUUUGUUUGGUAAUUAGAGAAAGAUUUAGGUAUCGUUUAUGAACAGAUUGUAUGACUGUGCUGAAAGUGGCCAAAAAUAAGAAAAGAAACGAGAGAAUGAUUGUUAGCUAGUGAUAGUGUACGUAAUCUGAAGUGAGUUGAAACUGAGAAGAGGGAAACAUGUUUGUGAUGUGACAAGAUUUUAUCGAAUUAGUUAAGGCGUUAGCUUGUUAGGCAGUUUAUAUCUAUGAAUUGAUCUGAAAGUAUAUCGUAAUAGUAACUCAAAAAAGGAACAACAUACAGACCUAAACGCUUAUGCUAGCAAAUGGACGCGCUGGAAUGACUUUGAUGUAAGUAUUUGCAUGCCAGGCUUAUUUAAAAUUUAGAGGAUUAUUACAAUUGAACCACACUAAUAUUCGUUCAUCGAGAAUCGUUAUUCUUCUCAAAAUACUGUAAAAGUAAGGUUUCUCCGAAGUGUUCCGCCGUAGGAACAGUGUUUGGCUUCCCCUCUAUGAAAGCAUUUCUGCCAUUUCCUCUCUCCAAGCCGUAGAGGGGAAGAAAAACCAAUUCCUUGCCUAGGCGAACUGGAAGCACGUAUCCAACGGUUUAUAUACAAAUACAAAACAUUAAACAGCAUAUUUAAAUGUAAUACUCUCUUUUGAUCCUACACAACAGAAACUACUAGAAACCGACUGCUACUAAAUGCAACUACAUACAUACUUACAAUUAUAAGUUGAAGCAAUUUUGGAAUCGAAUUGAACGAGUAUCCUUCGAAAAUCAAAAUACAACUGUAAUAUUUACAUACUAUAAUAAUAAAUAUUACGCUUAAAGUAUUUUAUAAAAAAAA
Molecule: messenger RNA, 7300 nt
Organism: Armigeres subalbatus
Lineage: Eukaryota; Metazoa; Arthropoda; Insecta; Diptera; Culicidae
Gene: FER
Product: tyrosine-protein kinase Fer
Exons: 13
Coding region: 1282-5841 (1519 amino acids)
Biological process (GO): peptidyl-tyrosine phosphorylation
Molecular function (GO): ATP binding; non-membrane spanning protein tyrosine kinase activity
Source: RefSeq, a predicted model, not a curated record